AAAACCCACCCGCACCAGAUCUCUACAGAUCCCACCGUCCAGCUCUCUUUUCCUUAACGGCGACCUACCAACAAACGGACAAGAAAAUGCCAAUUUGUGCUCCAAAAUCGUCGCGACGAUUGCUGUGGGCAGCUCUCCUCGUCGCCCCGCUCGUCGCUGCGCUCUACCAAUUCCCGAUCCAAAUCCUAAAUCCCCGCGCCCCAGAGCCGAAGGCCGCCCCCGCCACCGCCGCCAUGGACGCCGGCCCCGAGCUGGAGCUGGAGCUGGAGCUGGAGUACGAUAUGCCGGGCGUCCUGCGCGUGCACAAGAGCGGCCGCGUCGAGCGCUUCGACGGCGUCGAGACCGUCCCGCCCUCCCCCUCCGGGGACCCCUCCAACGGCGUCGCCUCCAAGGACGUGGUCCUUGACCCCGCGGCCAGCAUCUCCGCCCGCCUCUACCUCCCCGCCGCCGCCGCCGCGGAGCCCGGCAAGAAGUUCCCCGUCGUCAUCUUCUUCCACGGCGGCGCGUUCUUCGUCCACACCGCCGCGUCCCCGCUCUACCACAGGUACUGCGCCUCCCUCGCCGCCGCGGUCCCCGCAGUCGUCGUCUCGGUCGACUACCGUCUCGCCCCGGAGCACCCCAUCCCGGCCGCCUACGAGGACGCCUUCGCGGCCCUCAAGGCGGUCGUCGGCGCGUGCCGUCCGGGCGGCGCCGAGCCCUGGCUCGCCGCGCACGGGGACGCCUCCCGCGUGGUCCUCGCGGGCGACAGCGCCGGCGCCAACAUGGCGCACGCCACGGCGAUACGGCUGGGGAAGGAGGGCAUCGACGGGUACGGCGACAAGGUCAGCGGCGUGGCGCUCCUGAACCCCUACUUCUGGGGGAAACAGCCGGUGGGCGGGGAGCCGACCGACGCCGGGUACCGCGGCGGCUUCGAGCGCGCGUGGCAGGUCAUCUGCAGCGGCAAGUUCGGGCCCGACCACCCGUACAUCAACCCGGCGACGGCCCCGGAGGAGUGGAGGCGGCUCGGGAGCGGCCGCGUGCUGGUCACCACGGCGGAGCACUGCUGGUUCGUGGAGCGGGCGCGCGCGUACGCGGAGGGGAUCAAGGCGUGCGGGUGGGACGGCGAGCUCCAGUUCCACGAGACCAAGGGCGAGGCGCAUGUCUACUUCCUGCCCAAGUACGACUCCGACACCGCCGUCGAGGAGCUCGCCAUGGUGGCGGAUUUCGUCAGGCGCUGUUGAGGAUCUGCUUGCUUUCAUUCAGCAAUAAAGGAGCACAUGAUUUGUGAUGUAUUUCGUGUGUUUUCUGCUGUGAAUUUGUGGAGUUCAUACGAAAGGAUCAAUAUUUGCAUUGUUGAGCAAGACUUGUUGAUGAACUCUUGUUCUGAUUACAGUUAACACGAAAGGAUCAAUAUUUGCAUAGGCAACAAAAA
Messenger RNA from Hordeum vulgare subsp. vulgare (domesticated barley), 1411 nucleotides. Its product is annotated as probable carboxylesterase 12. NCBI's taxonomy places the organism in Eukaryota, Viridiplantae, Streptophyta, Magnoliopsida, Poales, Poaceae. Gene Ontology annotation, molecular function: hydrolase activity. Bases 87 to 1220 code for a protein of 377 amino acids. The record is from RefSeq and is a predicted model, not a curated record. The transcript has a single exon.